UCCGAAACGAGGGAGACACAUUGGCCGAUCGCACCGGGCCAUGGUGAUGACGUCUUCGAAGCAGGCAGCGAACAUAGAGGAGUUCUUGUGGAACAUCCACACCGCCUUGGUGAGCGCGGCAGGUCCUGUGCAGCUGGACGGCCUCAGGGAGCAGUACUUCAAACACCACGGACACAAGUGCUACAUCGAGCGCUUUCUGGUGGUGGGGGAGGGCGGUCUUGCCGCCACCUUGAAGAGGAUCCCACAUGUUGUCACCGUCUUCAUCGAGAACGGCGUCACCUACGUGAAGGCAGCACAGGCAGCAGACAUCGACCGGAACCAGCUGGUGGAGGAGGACAAGCGCUACCGCCGGGAGAUCGCCAAGAAGAACGCGGCCAAGGCGGCGCAAAUGGGCACGUCGAAGGCAAAGGCGGCAGCUCCUCCUGCAGGCGCCGAGGCCGCGCCAACGGACGGGCAGGCGAAGAGGCCGGCAGAGGAGGCUGCAGGCAACGCGGAGAAGAAAGCCAGGAAUGAUGCAGAAGUGGAGACCUUGGCGCGCAUGCUCAUCCAGGGCGUGGUGCGAGUUCUGCAGAACCGAGCGAAAGCUGGGAAAGGCGCCCUGCCCAUGAACGAUCUGGAGACGGAGUUUAAGGAGCUGUGGAAGGUGCCCUUCAACGUGAAGCAGGCCAACGAGACCGACACCGUGGCCUUCCUCCGGAAGUGGCCCAGCAAGGUUGAGGUCAUCCAGCAGGGGGAGACGACCCUGGUCCAGCUUGCGCCAGCCAAGAACCUGAAGCCUCCGCCCAAAGCGAGCCAGGAAGAGGCCCCAGCCGCCCCGGCCGCCCCGGCUGCGCCGGCUGCGCCGGCCGCCCCGACCGCCCCGGCCGCCCCGGCCGCCCCGGUGCCCGAGCCCAAACCGGCGCCACCGGAGCCCAAGCCAGCAGUGCCGAAGCGGCCAGGGCCCUCGCGACCGCCGGGCACCAUCCAAGACUUCCUGUGGAACCUGCACACCUUGCUGCAUGCUAACGCAGGCCGAGUCCCGCUGGAGCAGCUGAAGGACGUGUACUUCAAGCACUUCGGGCACAAGUGCGGCAUCGAGAAAUUCCUGGUGGUGGGCGAGGGUGGCUUGCAAGGUACCUUGAAGAGGAUACCCCACAUCGUCCAGAUAGUGCAGGAGAGCGAGGUGAUCCUCAAGCCCAGCUUGGCAGCAGGUGCCACUCGGGAGGACCUGGCCGUGGAGGACGAGAAGUACAGGAAAAGCUUGCAGCAGAAGCAGAUGGCUGCCAAGGCAAAGGCCACACCGGCCGCCCCGGCGGCAGCCUCCUCGGCGGCCUCCUCGGCGGCGGCCUCUCCGGCGUCUCCGGAAGGUGAGAAAGACCCCAAGAAGGCGCGCAUGGAGGAUCCCGAGACCCUGCAGCGGAUGCUCAUCCAGGGAGUGCUCCGGGUGCUGCAGAACCGCGUCAAGGAAGGCAAGGGACCUUUGCCCGUGCAAGAUCUCGAGAAAGAGUUCGAGGCGCAGUGGAAGGUGCCCUUCAACCUCCAGCAGGCGGGUGAGACAGACGUCUUCGCCUUCCUCCAGAGGUGGCCGAGCAAGGUGGAGGUCUUCAGAGAGAGUGGGGUCUAUGUGGUGACGUUGGCCAAGAAGCCCACGGAGAAGGCCAAGGCCACAGCGGUCAAGGCGCCUCCGGCGAAAGCUGCAGGCAUCACUGCAGCGGCGCCCGCAGCAGAUAGGCCUGCAACAGAGGGCGACAAGGGCCAGCUCUUGGAGCUGAAAGACAAGGCCCAAGGCAUGCUGCGGAGCAUGCGGGAAAUGGUGGAACAACAGGAGGCGAUGGUCAAGACCCUGAACCAGCUUUGCAGUUAGGCCAGGCGUCGAAAUCCGGCGCCUAGGGCACCAACCAUGAGCACCAAUCCAAGGAGCUCAACCCGCGACGAAUCCGCGGCUGAAUCCGGCAGCAACUUCAGGUCAAGGGCAGUUUGGAGUUUCAAAGGCAUUAUUACUGUUUUCAGGCACGCAAAGUUGAAGAUUUUAGUCGCAGGGGAAAUAUGCACUUCUGAAGAAGAGAUCCAAGCCGUUCUGGGACAACGCGGCAAGUUGGAAGUCCUGAGCUGAAUUCGAACAUUUCGAGGUGUCACACCCAGAGAAAGACGAUGCCAGCCUUCAACUUGGAAUCAUG
Messenger RNA from Effrenium voratum, 2156 nucleotides. NCBI's taxonomy places the organism in Eukaryota, Dinophyceae, Suessiales, Symbiodiniaceae. The record is from the annotation of a GenBank genome assembly.